Messenger RNA from Puntigrus tetrazona (Sumatra barb), 3895 nucleotides. RefSeq names its product transglutaminase 1 like 3 (gene tgm1l3). Lineage: Eukaryota; Metazoa; Chordata; Actinopteri; Cypriniformes; Cyprinidae. The transcript is spliced from 13 exons. The record is from RefSeq and is a predicted model, not a curated record. Gene Ontology annotation, biological process: peptide cross-linking. The coding region runs from base 1190 to 3613 and encodes 807 amino acids. Gene Ontology annotation, molecular function: protein-glutamine gamma-glutamyltransferase activity.
AGCUAAUGAUUGAGUCCAGGUUGAAAAAUCAAGGAAGGUUAGAUUUAUCAUUCAUGCAAAACAGGUUACCUCCAUUAAUGGUUAAUUUACUCAAAUGUAUGCGUCCAACCCCUGAUCAGAAAUUAGGCAAAUUAUGCAUUUAAGAAAUACAGACUGGACACGUAUAAUUUGACUGAUGGUAUAUCAUUAUCGCCAAACCUAACAUUUACAGUAGGAGUUUUUCUUUUUGUUUGUCUCAUUGAUUUUUUUUUUGGAUGAUUAUGCCGUCAAUUACACUUAAUCUAACAACAAUUUUUAAUCCUUUUAUGCUUUUUGAUCUAUUUGAGAUGUCAUUUUUGGGACAGUUUUGAUAAUGGCGCUUAUGUGGCAGUUAUGAAAUUUUAAAUAAAACUGUUAGCACACCAUGUGUGUCAUAUUUAUUUACAUAACAACAAGUAAAAUAUAAUUUCAAAUGUCCCUGUUUAAGGAUAUUUCGAUAUUUGUACUGGAAGAGAAGACAAUAAUACCAAAAUUAUUAUUAUUAUUUUUUUUUAUGAAAUUCAUUCAGUAUAAAGUCUCAAGUAGAUUCAAAUAGACACAGGGUGGCGAAUUUGAAAAAGCUGUUUUUUUGGAUUUUUGGAUUUUACUAUUAUUCUAAAAUGUAGAAAGCAGUAAUAAAGAAUGAGCAGGUGUAUCUAAACCGCUAUAGCAUUAAACAUAUAUUCCACAGGUAAACGCGUUUAUGUGCUCCUUUAUUCUUGAACUGCUCAGUUACAGCUCUGCCUGUUUAUCAGAACAAUUACACUAAGCCGAAAAAUGUGCCCCAUUACAGCUUGUUUGUAAAUUAACCCGUGUGAUUCAUCUAAAAUCCUUUCAUGAGACAGUGAAAUAGUAUAGGAACACAAAUUACUCAUGUGGAUGGGUUGGGAAUGAAGUGAAUAUAUACCAGACUGAAACGGAGAAGAGCGUCACAGCAAAAGAAGCCAGACUCGCUUUGCUUCCCGUUUACUCUGUUACCAAAGAGGGCUAAAAACCUCUUCAGAUUCAACAUCACAGCGGAGCAAGAAACGCAAACAUGUAAGUAACUAAAAAUAAUCUGCAUUCAGGGUUAUUUGGAGAGAUAUUUAAUUAUAUGCAAUUAACAUACUCAGUGCAACUUUAUAUACAGUAUAUAUGCUUUGCUGGUUUUUAAAGAUGUUUAACCACUUAAAUGUCAAGUAAUCAAAUUUUUGCACCCUGCAGCAUGUCUAUCAUAAAGUACAACAACUUCUGCAACAUCGGCCGUUUCCCAGGCAUUAAACUAGAGUCUGACCGCUUCUGGAGUGGGUCUGGCUGUGUGCCGGUUUACAGUAACCCCUGCGUGAAACCUUUCGUCAAUCCUUGUGUGAAUCCCUGCGCAAAACCCGUCAUCAACCCUUGCUUGAAACCUUGCGUGGUUCCUUGCGUCAACCCGUGCAACAACCCCUGCGCCAUCCCUUGCGACUAUGUGAGGCCGCGCUGGGAAUAUGACUGCAAGGAAGUCGUCUCGAAAUGCUGUGUGGACGACUGCCAGGUUGUGCGCACCUGCGAAGAUUUGGUUCUGCAGGUUCGUUCUGUUGACCUGAUGAAAUUCUGGAAGUGUCAGAAUCGCCAGGAGCAUCACACCAGCUGUUUCCGCAGCGAUAACCUCAUUGUUCGUAGAGGACAGUGUUUCCAGAUGUGGAUUGAGCUUUCCCGGCCAUUCAAUCCGAAAUGUGACCAACUUCACCUGGAGCUGAGACUUGGUAAUGUUCCAUCCGUUCGCAACGGCACUCUGGUGAUUGUCCCAUUAGUGGAUGAAUUCAAGAAAUGCCGUUGGGAGGCCAAGAUUGUUGAACGGGUACAAAACCGAAUCAAACUGUGUGUGUACUCCCUUCCGACUGCUUGCAUUGGACGAUACAGCCUCACCAUUGUGACCUGUGGUCCAAAGGGCAGGGCCACUUCAUUCUGCAACCCUUGCAAUGACAUUUACAUGCUGUUCAACCCCUGGUGUAAAGAUGACACUGUGUAUCUGGAUGACGAGGCCCAGAGAGUUGAGUAUGUGCUGAAUGACGUGGGAAAAAUCUACUAUGGAACUAAACAUCAGAUCGCUUCCAGAACCUGGAACUUCGGUCAAUUUGAUGAAGGAGUUUUGGCUGCCUGUCUCUAUGUCUUGGAGAAGAGUGGUGGCCCUUGCACUGGAUGGGGAGAUCCUGUUAACGUGGUGAGAGUGAUAUCUGCCAUGAUUAAUGCCAAUGAUGACUGUGGAGUACUGGUGGCUAACUGGUCAAACUGCUAUGGAGAUGGAACUGCUCCAGCAUCCUGGUGCAGCAGCAGUGCCAUCCUGAAACAGUACCACAAAUGUGGAGGAAUACCUGUCAAAUAUGGACAGAGCUUGGCCUUUGCUGGAGUUACCAACACACUGUUGAGGUGUUUGGGAAUUCCUGCUCGACCAGUCACAAACUUCUGCUCUGCUCAUGACACUGAUGUGUCUAUGACAGUAGACAUUUAUCUUGAUGAGAACUACGAUCUGAUCGAUAACUUGAACCAUGAUUCAAUCUGGACCUACCACGUGUGGAAUGAGGCCUGGAUGACUCGACCUGAUCUGCCAUGUGGUUUCGGAGGUUGGCAGGUGGUUGAUUCCACUCCUCAGGAAACCAGCCAGGGCUUCUUCCGCUGUGGCCCCACCUCAGUUGCUGCAGUUCGCAGUGGGCAGGUCUUCCUCAAAUAUGACACACCCUUCGUUUUUGCAGAGGUGAACAGUGAUGUAGUUUUCUGGCAGCGGACAGCUUGUGGAACAUUCGCUGUGGUCCAUGUUGACAAGAACGCAGUUGGUCACUGCAUCAGCACCAAGGCUGUUGGCUCAGACAAUCGCGUGGAUAUCACACACCACUACAAACACCCAGAAGGUUCAGAGGAGGAGCGCCAUGCUGUGGAAACGGCUCUUCGUCAUGGCUCCAGGAGAUGCGUAUACCCACUGCCCUGCGCUGAGGAUGUAGUCUGUGAUAUCACCAUGAAGGGUGAUGGCCCAUGUGUGGGCAAGGAUGCCGUGCUCUGCAUCGCUCUGAAGAACAAAUGCAGCUCACCUCGUAGUGUCACCCUCCACAGCCAGGUGUCUGCCGCAUACUACACUGGAGUCCACAAGGCCUUGGUGAAGAAGGACCAGACAUGCUUUGAGCUCAAGGCCAGUGAAACCAAGGUUCUGGAGUGGUGUCUGCGAUAUGAGGAUUAUAAGACACACCUUGUGGAUCAUUCAUCCAUGAUGCUCACUGUGGCUGGACGGGUCACUCAAACCAAGCAAAUUGUGGCCAAACGUUUCAACUUUAGACUGUGCACUUCCAAUCUUGUUAUAACUCCUGGAUGUGACUGUGUGGUGGGCAAAGAAGUGCCGGUAAAAAUCACAUUCCAGAACCCACUGCCCUGUGUCCUGAAGAAUGCUGUUUUCCGUAUUGAGGGACUAGGAAUGAAGCACUGCAGAUCGGUUAACUAUGGUGAAAUUGCAAGCCUGGCCACAGUGAACCUGACCGAGACAUUUAUUCCUAAGUGUCCCGGCCCUUACAAACUUCUGGCUUCGCUCGAUUGUCCUCAGCUGACUCAGGUGCAUGGAUUCUCUGACGUUGUUGUCAAAGAAAAGUGAAGAAGCUCUCAAAUAAACAGAAAAGCAGAAAGCGUUCAGCAUGAUUUCACAUAGAUUGAUUUGCAGAGUUAAAGAAGGGAAUUAUGCAGUCUUUAGAAAAGGGUGAACCAAAGGGUGCAUUUAAUUUUGGAGAUCUUGGCUUAAGAUUUUGGAAUAUGCAAUGCAUUUGUAGUUUCGCAUUCACAACUUCAGCUGUUUCGUUUUGUUGUCAACCUAACAAAAUGACUGUGUCUUGUUGCAUUUAGUGAUUUAUUUACUUCUUUUAGCUACACUGAUAUUCUG